Molecule: messenger RNA, 12776 nt
Organism: Brassica rapa (field mustard)
Lineage: Eukaryota; Viridiplantae; Streptophyta; Magnoliopsida; Brassicales; Brassicaceae
Product: probable disease resistance protein At1g15890
Molecular function (GO): protein binding; ATP hydrolysis activity; ADP binding
Source: RefSeq, a predicted model, not a curated record
UUGGAAUAGCUUAUUUCAGACACGAAGCAUGCUCAAAUAGAAGAGUGCUGAUGAGGACGAACCUUUUCUUCAAUAAAUAGCAGCUCUACGCCUCCCCUUCUGAACCGUCGAUGCGCUUGCUUUUUCGUCAACAACGGCGACAAAAUCUUUAAAGAAUCUAAAUCGGGGAGGUAUCAAUCUAAUACUUAAGUUCCAUACGAAUCAAAAUACGGAACUUUCGUCGGCCAGCACAAGGUCGAAACUCCAAAGCAAAAGGACGAACAAACCAAUAUCAAUUCUGGGCCUGAAAUGUAAAUAAAAGCCCAAACGAAACUAUAGUUAGUUAUGGUGACACGUGGCAGCAAACGCCCUAUGGAAAGAAAAAACUCUACUUUAUUAUAUAAGAUACUACGGGUUAGCCCGCCCUACGGGCGGGUGAGUUUACAUUAAAACUAUUUUAUAAUAAAGUAUAUUUUAAUUUUAUAGAACAUUUGGAAAUCUACUCUAUAUUGAAAAUAAUAAAUAGAAUUUAUUUUUAUUUUAAGAUAAAUUUGUAAAUUUUAUUAAAUUUGUUGGUUUGAGUUGAAAAGACCACUAAUAUAAGUUACAAAUUUACUCUAACAUUUUCUCUGUCAGAAAACAAAAAAAUAUUAAAUUUAAAAAUUAUGGAAAAUGCGAUGAUUUACAUUUUUCAUAUUUGAUUUCUAUUUCAAUUUGACAUUGAAGAAAAUCUAAAGUAAGAAUAGCUAAUAUUUUUUAUACUGUUGUUAAUUAUUUUUCCUAUUGAUUUGGUUUUCAUGUGUGAAGCCAAAUGCAGAAGCUUAUGUUAGUUUGACUGAGUGAGCAGUGAAAGUUGAGAAUUUAGUAGAAAUGAUAACUUGCUUUCUUGAUCGUGUGAAUGUUCUUUAGCUUAACGCAAGUGGUGGACAUGCUACAAAAGGUUUUUCAUUAGAGAAACUCGUACUACAGUAAAGUUCAAAAAAACUCGUACUACAAUAAAUAUAUGCUCUACUAAUAGAGUGUGUAACAGGCAAUGAUAAUCUACGACGGUGAGGAUUGCGUUAGGUGUGUGAUACAUGAUAUGACUCCCUUUUUUAGUGAGUCAAGGACUUCAUUGUUGUAAACUGGUGCUUAAAAUAUGCGACUAAAUUGAACCUUCAAGUCAGAGCCUCCACCAAGUUGGCAAGGUAGUUUUUAUUUAUAUAUAUACAUGUAAAAACAGAGCUUACUUGAUCAGAUAUAACAUGACGGUGAAAAUGAGUAUUAAGUCAUAUUUCAUUAAUAUGCAAAAUUUAAAAAAGCUCCAGCGUAGUUUAUAGGAGUCGACAGGAGGGACAUAGACUCCCUUACUUAAGAUUUUACUCAAUGCAUGCCUUCUUUACAGAGGUCCCAUGUUCCAGAACUGUUGGCUUCUCAACACUCUGCAGUCAUUUCGGAAAAAUAGGUCGAGAACCUGGUAGAGCUGUCUCAGCCUCUGUUUUCUUCAACCAUCCCAUGAGUGAUUAUCAAGCCUUCUGCUGGUCACAAGAACACCAAUGUACACACCAUGAGAGGGAUUUGUUGUUACAGAUGCAGCUCCUGGCAUAUCAGUGCUGGGAUCAUUGAAUAUAUGUCACCAUGUAAGGAGGAUGAAUAUGUAAGUUGUAAAUUGUUGAACUGACCUGGACAGUAAAAUUGGAGGUGUAAGUUCAUAUAACUACGAUAAUAGCUACAGUGUAAAAUAAAUUCUUUAAAUUUAGUUCAAACAUAUUGCUCAAGUCGUAUAUUUGCCAUAAUGCGUUUUAUCGUUGUGGGUGGUUUUGAUGGCCAUAACUUCCCUAACAAUAUCUUAUAUCAAAGAGUAAGGAUUAUAACAUUUAAUUUCCAAUCUCAAAUAAAACAAUCGUAAUCCAUAUACUAUGGAGGCAAAGUUGGGGAAAGACCUGGUAAGAGGAUGUUUGUGUUAGCCAGUAACAACACUUGAUCAAAGCUCCGGAACAGGAAGACCUCUGCCGGUAUAGCAUUAAUGGUUUCUGUGAUCUCUAUCAAGGUAGUGUGCUGAGUGAACCUAACUGAGAUGGGUGCAGUAGUCAGCUUGAAAUACUGAUUGCUCUUUGUCACAUCAAAUAAUGAACUCAGUUCAUCUGAGAGGCGUUAUAAAGUGUUCAACCAGUGGACGUUAAUUGAUCUCUGGAUCAUCAUGGACUGCUUCCCUUUUAAAAAAAAAAACAGACGGUAUAAACACAGUCAUAUCCAAUAAGUGAAAGUAACAGAAUAUUUAGUGACUUCCCGUUAUGGAGUAUCAUAAACGUAUACAAAAACAAAUCAUGAAGAUCUUUAUUAAAAAACAUGGACUAAGACUUUAAUUCCAAGGCGAGAAACACAGAAUCAAUACAAUAUAUAUUAAACUGAACGAAAAAAAUCCAGAGGAUUCCAGAAAGAAAGAAGCAAUAUCUGUGGAGCUUUUGAUAUUAUGAUUUGAUUUCAGAGGUCUUGGCAGAGGCUUUGGUUUGUCGAUUGGAUUGUGGAUGAGCAGGUUUUGUGAACUUUCUAAAGAGGAUCACAAAUAUCAGGGGAGAGGCCAUUAAAAUCAUUGAUCAUGAGUGAAGAUAACAAACAAAAGACGUAUCAACGAAUAGGAAAAACAUUACAAAAAAAUAUUUACUUUUUUGGGCAAACACAAAGUUUCUAAAUUUACGACUGGAUCAUAAAAUAGUACCAUAUCCAUCAAAAUUAAGAGGAUGAACAUACCUACAGGUGAACACGUGAUACAGAGCCACAACCAAACGUCUUGAAGAGAGCAUGGAACGAUUUGACUUGUGUUCUCAUCGACCUUGAUCUGAAGCUUAAUAACAUCAUUCCUUUUUAGUUAACUUGAUGAUUAAGCCUCAUGUUCAUGUUCAAUUUCGUUCUCGAUCCGUCCUUCUUUUGCUGAUCCUCACUGGUUUAGAUCAAACGGAAAAAGAUUUUGUUCCUGAAAAUUAAAAAAAUUGAAAACGGAAUAGUAGUGGGUUGAGAGCUCUACCUUUCCUCAAGCAAUCAUCGUGCAAUAAAUUCAAGUUUCAAAUAGUUAUGAUACAAACUGAUAAUAGAUCACGAAAACAUGAUAAUAAGACUAUUUAGGUUGGGUCAAAACCCACAUCAAAAAAGCAUCAGACGCAUGGAUCAUAGAAAUACCUGACCGUAAACAUCAUCAGAGGAAUUUUUAUUUAACCAAGAUCCAUAGAGGUCAUUCCAAAAGACUCUUCAGUUGAAAUCAUAGUGAGGCGGCUAUAGUUGUGAGUCGUGGAGAGAGGAGGAUGUUUGAUUUGGAAUUUCUAGACGCCAUAGUGUCUUUAGGUUAGAGAGGAUUUAGAUCGUGAUUUAUAAAGUGGGAGAGGAGGAGAAGUCGAACAAUGAUUCCAGAUUUGAUGUUUGGGAUCUUAUAAAUGCAAAUAAUAGCCAAAGUUAUUGACUGAGUGGAGCAGAAAUCUAUGGCUCUUGACUUUUCAAUUUCUCAAUACGCUACGAAGGUUGAGGAAGAAGUAGAGUUUGUUAAUCUGACAUGGCAAAGUAACUAUUUUUUAUUGGUAGAUUUCCAUGUUGACGUGCCGCAAAAUUUUCUAUGGAGAGACUUUUAGUCUACCUAAUACAUAUGGGUCUCAAAUAAGAAGCGGGCCCAAUUUAUAAAAAUAGAAGCGAAGCCCAAGUCGAGUAAACAUCAUUUCAUCGUAACAAACGUGACGCGCUCGUAAGAAAUUAAAAAGAAAAACGAAACGCGUGACAAACACCCAUACCACAGCUAGUCGACACGUGUCGCGAAAAGCACCCCUCUCCUUGAUGUCGUGGAAGCCUAUGGAGAGACUAAACUCUACUUUAUAUAUAUAGAUGUGUAUGUAUGUGUGAGGUCCAUUAUUUUGUGGAGAACUCCUUCCUUAAAGUUCUUAAAACAAAGUUUUUAGAACCUUAAAGGUGGGGUUCUCCACAAAAUAAUGGAUCCCAAUACAUACACAUAUACAACAUAUACUUACACACAUAUGAAUUUUUAGAACUCCAAUGGGUAGAACCUCCCAUUUGAGGUGCUCUAAUUAUCUGUGAAUCCACGGGAGGGCAACUGGAUUCGUAUUGAUUAGAUUUGUGUUAUGUUCUCUAUGUAGUAGGAACCGGAGAUGGAGACUGAAGCUCUUGAAUCUAUACUUGCUGAUGACUUUAAAGGUGUUUUAUUGUUUUUUGCCUUUUUAAGAUUUUAGUUUCUUUGUCUAUUCAUUUUGAGCUGGUGAGAGCAUUGAGUUCUUCUUUACUAUUGUAUUGUGUGAUAGAAAUAUUCAUUCUAGUGAAAGUGGGCUUGAUACUUCAAAUCGAUGCUUUCAGAUUACAGUGACUCCUCAGGUGUUAUUAUAUCUAUCACACCUUCAUCUCCUUUUCUACAGCUCCUGCAACGUCUUUCAUCUUGAUGAUCCAAAGCUCCUUAAUUUAUGUGAAAAAAAGCUUGUUAUUAUAAGUGUAGCAAAUGUUUCUAUGUCAACUUAGUAAAUUGACAUUCUCCUGAUUCUCUUCUUUUUGUCUUGAUACAUAACUUAUAAUAAGUGUAAAUUUUUCUUUUUGUCUUGAUACAUAACUUAUAAUAAGUGUAAAUUUUUCUUUUUGUCUCUCCUGACUUCUCCUGAUGUAGAGGAGUCAUCCAUCCCACCAGCUGUAUAUGUGGGUCAACUUCUUCAAUAGAACUAAGAGCCUUGUUUGAAGAAGUAUAACUGCAGAAACACACACACAAAAGGGACAUCAACACGGUGCUCUGGUGAUCGAAACAGAAGGAUAAGGACACAGCGACCUCCCUUUCUCUCUGUCUUGUAAGCAUGCCUUCAUAAAACAUGUUGGAAUGAAGAAGAAAUUAUCCAGCAAAAUAUGCCAAAGUUAAUGUUAGCAAAACCUGCCAAAAAGAAACAAGCAAGGCUUGCCAAAGAGAAACAAACAAAACUUGCCAAAGAGAAACAAGCAAGUCUGCCAGCAUGAACAGUACUUAAACAACUACGAGUAAUCCAAGUGUGUUUGGCUUCUUGUGUAACACAGUUCUAGUUUAUUUUCUUCUUCUUUAUAAUCUAUUGUAAUAAUAUUUUUCAGAUCCAAGAAUUGAGGAGUUCUUCAUUAUACUUGAUUCUAAGCUGAAUGGGGGAAUUCCCCUUUCCUCUUCACCAUUCUCAAGUCUAUUAUACUCUCAUAUAAUCUUUCUUUUUCUCCAUAGCAGUCUCUAUAGUUCUCACUCUCUCUUCAUUCUUUUCUCUUUAAAUCCAACCACUCUGUUCUAAACACCACUCACACACCAUAAUAUGUCUAUUCUCACAUGUUAUCAGAUCUCUCAAGCUCCUGAAAAUCACAAAGCUUCCGCAAAUCCAUCACAAGCCUAGCCACAUCUCAGAUCCAAACCAUUGAAGAUGUCCAGCCGGUUCUCUCGCUUCAAAAAGAAAGUGUUUGAAGCUAUGGUGGUGUCUCUUGGUCGUUCUUCUUCUAUCAUGUCCAUUAAAGGUGUGUAUCAACUCAUUUCCAAGCUAAAACCUUUCAAGAAGAAAGCUUUCUCAUUGUUCCUGAAGUUGGUGACUUGGAAGGUGAUGAAAGGUGGAACUUUUUGUGUGGUGGUUUCAAGAAGCAGGUUAUGAACACAAGGAGAAAGUGUUGUGUGACGACCCAGUCUCUUAUCCACCAGAUUCAUGACCCAUUACCAUAGAGGCUCAAGGAACCAGUCCAAGUUCCUUGGUUUUAAGCUAAUCAUAAACCUUCUUGAUAUGAGCUUGUAAUUGUGUUAGGUAUGGUUGUGUUGAGUGGUGUGUUUGGUAUUCUAAGGACAGUUGAAGCUGCUAGUGUUGUUGAACCUAGUUUCUGUCCUAGAACCAUUAUCUGUGUUGUGUCUGGUCUAAACGAGUUUUUUUUAUUUUUAAAUAACUUAAUGAGUUUUUAUUAAUAAAAAUAUUUAAAGAAUAGAAAAAUCUGUAUCUUAUUAUAUAAUAAAUCAUGAAACAAGAAAAUUAUUUAACAUCGAACAAGUUUAACAAAACAUUAAAUUAGUACAUAAGAACAUGUAUAAUGUUGUCACUGCUUCUUAGUCUUAUUUAACUUCCAAAUUCCUUUUUAUUUCAUUGUAAUUAUUAUUUUGGGUUAGAUCUGGUUUAAAUUUUUACGUUUGGAUGUUUUUCUAGCUCUAACAAAUAUUAACUGAAACUUAUGUGUGAAAACGAGUUCUUAACUAUAAAAUAAAUUUCACAUAACAUAUACAAAAACAAUUUUAAAACAAUAAUAAAAUGAUUUUUUAAUAUUUUAUUAAAUUAAAAUAUCAAAUAAAGCCAACGGGUCCAAAUCUAGUUAUAUAUACAUAGUACAUAUCUUAUAGUGCAAGUAAUCAUCUUUUUUUUUUUGAAAUAUCUAAAAGUAGUGGGUGAUAUUCAACGAUGUUGAUUCAAUUCUGCACUGCAACCAAGGCAAAUUCACAUUUCGUUACACUAAAUUGCUCUGAAAAAAAAAACAUAACAAAUUCGAUUGGAACGUAAAAUCCCAAAUCUUAAUGAAAGUCCACGAGUGGUUAAUAUAAUCUGGCUGUUGUACCUCAUCUAAUGUUAGUAUUAUCUAUUAGAUGACAUAAAGUAUUAAAUUAAAGUCCACUAGUGGUUAAUAUAAAUAUAUAAGCUGUUGUACCUCAUCUCAUGUUAAUUAGAUGACAAAAAGGAAUUAAACUUAAGUCCACAAGUGGUUAAUACAGUCUGGCUGUUGUACCUCAUCUCAUGUUAAUAUAAUCCAAGUGUUCUUCAUUAUUAUUGUUUAUGAAUUAUUGGUAUAGAGUUAUUGGUCUUUGCUGGUGGCUUUUCUCCUAAGUCAAUCAAAAUUAUUGGUGUUUUCCUCUUUCUCUUGUUCAUUAAUCAAAAUAGUGAGUUUGGUUUUGGUUGCAUUCUAAAAGUUUGAGCAAAGAUGGGAGGCUGUAUAUCAGUAGAUAUACCAUGUGAUCAAGCGCUGAAUCAAACCUGCAGCCGUUUAUUUGGUGAUAGAAAUUACAUUCACAUGAUGAAGGCUAAUCUUGGCGCUCUGGAGACAGCUAUGCAAAAACUUAGAGAAAGUCGAGAUGAUCUGUUAACAAGAGUUUCCAUUGAAGAAGAUAAAGGUUUGGUGCGGCUUGCUCAAGUAGAAGGAUGGUUGUCAAGGGUAGCAAGUAUUGACUCUCAGGUCAGUGAUCUGCUUAAGGAUAAACCAACUGAAAUCAAAAGAUUGUGUAUUUUUGGAUAUUUUUCCAAAAAAUGCAUAUCAAGCUGUAAGUAUGGUAAAGACGUAUGGAAGAAGUUGGAAGAAGUUAAAGAGCUUCUAUCUGAAGGAGUUUUUGAAGAGUUGGCCGGAAAAAGACCUGCACCAAAGGUGGUGAAGAAAGAGAUCCAAACAACAAUAGGUUUGGAUUCAAUGGUUGGAAAGGCAUGGGACAGCAUCAUGAAACCUGAAGGAAGAACUUUAGGUAUUUAUGGAAUGGGGGGAGUUGGGAAAACAACCCUCUUAGCUCGUAUCAACAACAAAUUCGACGAAGAGGUGAAUGAACUUGAUGUUGUGAUAUGGGUUGUGGUCUCUAAAGAUUUGCAAUACAAGGGCAUUCGGAAUCAGAUUCUAGGAAAAUUACGUGUUGACAAGGAAUGGGAAAAUCAAACAGAGGAGGAGAAAGCAGCUUCCAUACACAAAAUCCUAGGAAAAAAGAAAUUUAUACUGCUAUUAGAUGAUCUGUGGAGCGAGGUCGAUUUGAACAAGAUUGGAGUUCCACGUCCAACUCAAGAAAAUAAUGGAUCGAAGAUAGUUUUCACCACUCGCUCAAAGGAAGUUUGCAGAUACAUGGAAGCUGAUGAUGAGCUAAAACUUAAUUGUUUGUCAACGAAUAAAGCGUGGGAACUGUUUCAAAAUGUAGUUGGAGAAGUCUCAUUAAAGCGGCAUCCAGAUAUUCCCACACUUGCAAAACAAAUUUGUGAAAAAUGUUAUGGCUUGCCGCUUGCACUCAAUGUGAUUGGCAAAGCCAUGUCAUGUAAAGAGGAUGUACACGAAUGGCGUGAUGCAAUUCAUGUUCUCAAUACGUCUAGCCACCACGAGUUUCGAGUUAUGGAAGAAAAGAUUCUUUCAAUUUUGAAGUUCAGCUAUGAUGGCUUAAAGGAAGAAAAUGUGAAAUCAUGCUUCCUAUACUGUUCUUUGUUCCCGGAAGAUUAUGAAAUAACGAAGGACGAUUUGAUAGAGUAUUGGAUCAACGAAGGAUUUAUAAAUGGAAAGAGAGAUGAAGAUGGAAGUAACAACCAAGGUCAUGUUAUUAUUGGUUCGUUAGUUCGUGCGCAUCUAUUGAUGGAAUCAGAAACUACUGUGAAAAUGCAUGAUGUGUUACGUGAAAUGGCUAUUUGGAUAGGAAAAGAGGAAGAAAAACAGUGCGUCAAAACAGGUGGGAAGCUAAGCUUUAUACCAAAGGACACCAACUGGUCAGUUUUGAGAAGGAUCUCAUUGAUGAGUAAUCAAAUUGAACAGGUAUCUUGCUCUCCCAAAUGCCCCAACCUUUCGACUCUAUUUCUCGGGGAUAACAAGUUGGAGGGUAUAUCGGAUAAAUUCUUUAAGUUUAUGCCAGCCCUUGUCGUCUUGGAUCUUUCGCGUAACCGUGAUCUUAGUGAAUUGCCGGAAGGAAUUCACAGCUUGACUUCCUUGCGAUACCUCAAUUUAUCACACACAAGUAUAAGUUCGUUAUCGGUUGGUUUGAAGAGGUUGAGGAAACUAAUAAGCCUAGACCUGGAGUUUACCUGGCUUGACAGCAUUGAUGGGAUAGGAACAAGCUUACCAAAUCUUCAGGUGUUGAAACUAUAUCGUUCUCCUGUUUUUAUUGAUGCAAGUUCAAUUGAAGAGCUUCAACUUUUAGAGCACUUGAAGAUUUUAACAGGAAGCGUGGUAGAUGCUUUAAUGUUGGAAAGUAUCCAAAGAGUUGAGCGAUUGGCGAGUUGUGUUCAACGCCUUUGGAUUAUCAAUUUGUCCGCCGAGGUUGUAACAUUUAACACGGUAGCUCUGGGUGGUCUUCGACAACUUGAUAUUGAGUUGUCCAGAAUCUCAGAGAUAAAGAUAGACUGGAAAAGCAAAGAGAAGGAAGAUCUUCCAUGUAACAGUUCUCCAUGCUUCAAGCACCUCUCAAGUAUUUUUUUACGCAGUUUGGAAGGUCCGAAAGAAUUGAGCUGGUUAUUGUUUGCUCCAAAUCUCAAGCAUCUAGAGGUGGCAUAUUCAGGAAGCCUAGAAGAAAUAAUAAAUAAGGAGAAGGGAAUGCAUCCUGAUAUGAUGGUUCCCUUUCAGAAGCUAGAAUCCUUCAGUUUAAGGGGUUUGGAUGAAUUAAAGAGAAUAUGCUCAAAUCCUCCAACUCUUCCAUCCCUGAAAAAAAUUGUUGUCGAACACUGCCGAAAGCUGCCGAAAGCUGCCACAGAGAGUUUCCGAGACAUGAACAGGAAUGAAGUUGAUGAAUGAGGCUCCGAAGCCCCGUUGCGUAUGUCAUAUGUGUGUGAGUGUAUCCUCUCAGUUCUUAAACGUGGUUUGGUUUUAUGUUCUUUUUUUACUUUAAUGGCAUUGUUGUCAAAGUUGUAUUUCUCAGACCUGGAAACUUAUCAUUGUUGCAUUUCCACUUCUCUCCAGUUUGUAUCCAUUUGGUACAUUUUCCUCAAAGCUUUCAUUUGUGUCUGUGUUCUAAUUCAUGCAUCUCUAACUCAAAACCUCAUUUUUAAUACUAAGAAAACCACAGUGGCUGAGCAUUCGUCUUCUUCAGUUUCUGCAGCGGUUAAACUUCGUCAGCUUCGGGUAUCAUGGUCGGCAAAAUUUGCUAUAAUACUUGAUUGAUGCUCACAAUGGCUGCUGGUUCUGAAGUUGGUUAAUGGAUUUUCUCUCUGCUUCCUUGAAUUAAAGAGCUAGAACAAGCAAAUAUAGAGAGAAAGAUAGUGCGUCUAACAAGACUUUGGGACUUUAUAUAUGACUUUAAAGAAAAGACGUCUCUGUUAAGAUAGUGUGCCCUCAAGUUGAUUCAAAUGUUCGAUUUAAUAUCUAAGAGAUGGGAAAGUGUCGAUUUAAACCCUAACAAUUUUAUUCGUGUCAAAUACAAUCCGAACAAAUCAAAAUACCAUACAAACAGUCAAUAUUAAAUAUGACUUUAGCUCAAUUAUAAUUCAAAAAAUUAACCAAACAUACUUAAAUCUAUUUUUUUUUAAUAUAUUCGUUUUAAGACUCGAAUAUCUGUCUUGAUAUCCAUUUAAAAGGUUACACUAACCACUACACUAAAGUAAUUUUUGAUAUAUAUUACAAAUUUAAAAUUAUAGAAACUAAUAUACUUCUUCAUCUUAUCCAAUUAAAACUUUGGUGAUGAUCGUUUCUGAUUUAUAUAAAUACAUUAACAUGUUUUUAAUUAUCAUAUAAACGCAUAUCUUACUAAAAUAUAAAUAAUCAAAUAUUUAUACUUAUACAAAAUUAAAUAUACUUAAGACUUUGAAACUAUUUAUACAACAUAUUUCAACGUACACAAACAUACAAACUUACGUCUAGGGCAAAAUCUAUUUCAGCUUCAGCCAUUAACUAAUUUCACUGGUCAACCAAUUUUCCCAGCUCCAUUUAACUGCAUGCAUAUUAGCAGUAGCCUAUCAAUAUGUGCGGAGUCUAGUGUUCUACAACCAAACACACAACAUUUGUUCAUAAAUUUGAAUUCAAAUGAAAAGACGAAGCAACCCAAAAGUAAAUCCAAGGUUGCUUCAACGUCAAAGGCUUUGACUCAAAGCAGAGUACAAAUACAAUUACUAGAGCCAUGUCUUGUUACUGACGGCAAACGUUACAUAUAAAAUUCUCAUUUCAAAUGCAAUGAAACUGCGCCGUUUCGUCUUCACGUAUGAAAUGGGACGUAAUUGACAAAUUAAUAAAUCCUAGGGAUAUUAUUAGAAACUUCAUUAAGGUUUGGGGUAUAAGUAUAACAGAAUCAUUUGAAAUUUAUUUAACUCCAUAGAGCGAAGAAGAAGAAACCUCGUUGACUCUAGCAGAAUCUGAUCACAUUUUUCUUUGAUUCUCAGACAGAAAGGUACGAUGUUUCUCCUUUUUCGUGUUUCUGGUCCAUUUUAUUUCUCUGUGUUUGAGUUACUGUGUUUUUAAGUUUGAUGACUUUUAGUUUCAGAUCCUUUAGUGAAUUGUUUGUGAGUUUUGGGUUUUUGAUGUGGACUGUCCUCAUUGUUAACUUUGAGGAAGAUAUGAUAGGUCACUGGAUCAUCGACUUUCCAUUGUGUCAUGUUAUCCUGUGUUGUGUCUAAACAUGGAAAUGUAAUAAUAAUAUCUGAGAUUUCCUCUUUUGUUCUCGUUUUCAGUUCAGUCAAGAGUUGGAAAAUGGAAGGGACUGUGUUCACGCCUUGUUUGGAAGGAAUGAAGCAUGUCAAAUCUGAACAAGGCGAGAUGCUUACUAUGCCUUUUCUUGACCUCUGCAAGACCCUCUUCCCUGUUUUAGAUAAGUUUGGAGCUGCUAUGACUAUCGUGAAAUCUGACAUUAGUGGCAACAUAACGGUAAAGUUUUGAUACGUGACUAUCGUUAGAUAGAUUAGUAUAUUUUACAUUAAAAGUUUGGGUAAUUUCUAUUUAAUAAUUGGUUUUGAAGUUUUCUUUUUUACAUAUUAGUAUAAGAGGUUUCCGUAUUCUAUAAAGUUGUAUUCCUAUAUGGGUUUCAUAUGAUUAAUAAUAUACAAGCUUCAAGAAUUAACUUAAAUCUCUAAGAGAGAUUAUGUUAAAAGGAAUUAAGCUUUUUGUUCAUAUCAAGUUCUCUUCUAGUUUCCAUGAUUUUGGUAAUCAUAGAUCACAAAUCCUCAGUUCUUACUCUUCUGACCUAGUAAUGUGUAACUCUGAUAGUGUAGAUAAAAUGUCCUGUACCUGCGUCACGACCUCUGUACAUUGGAUUGUUGUUUUACAAUAUAAAAUUGUUUGUCCGUCUCUUCUGUAGAGGUUGGAGAAGAACUACUUGUCUGAUCCAGACAAGUACAAGUACUUGUACACCAUUGUUCAAGGUGAAAUUGAGUCAGGGACAGCAAAAGGAUCGUCUAGUUGUACCAAUGGUCUUCUCUGGUUAACCAGGUAAACAAUAUCGGCAUGUAAACACAAUACACACUUUUCUUACGAAAAUAACUGCUUCUCAGAAACAGAUAAACAUAUAUUGAUUCUUUCAGAGCAAUGGAUUUCUUAGUGGAGUUAUGCCGCAACUUGGUAGCACAUCAAGACUGGUCAAUGUCACAAGCUUGUGGUGACUCGUACCAAAAAACACUCAAGAAAUGGCACGGAUGGUUCGCUAGCUCUACCUCUUCUGUACGAACUUUACUUGCGUCUUUAUGUCACUCCUUUCACUGUUUGAACCACAUUUUCUACAAACCGUGUCGCAUUCUAAUUUCCUGAUAAAUGGUAAACCUUUUCUUUUUAUCAGAUGGGUUUAAAGCUUGCUCCAGACAGGAAGAAGUUCAUGGAGGUUACAGCUGGUUCUGGUGACAUCAAUGCUGACAUGGAAAGGUUUUUCUCAGAGUUUGGUCCACUCCUUCAAGAAAAUCACAAAUUUCUGGUAAACAUGGACUUUAAAAACCUCAAAUUAUUGCAAUGUCUUCAGAUUUCAUCACUAGCUUUGAUUCUCAUGUUGUUCUUGUUUUUAUUUAUUCGCAGGCUAGUGUUGGUAUGGACGACAUGAAAGCUGCUUAAGCCACCAUAUGUUUACUGCCUGUCUGGUUUAACUUUUCUUCUUUGGAUUCUAAAACUUGUAGACCCACCAAAAGAAACAGAAUAGUGUGUCCAUUUCUAGCUGAAUGUUGUUCACUUAA